Messenger RNA from Echinops telfairi (small Madagascar hedgehog), 1459 nucleotides. Its product is annotated as multifunctional protein ADE2-like. Gene Ontology annotation, molecular function: phosphoribosylaminoimidazolesuccinocarboxamide synthase activity. NCBI's taxonomy places the organism in Eukaryota, Metazoa, Chordata, Mammalia, Afrosoricida, Tenrecidae. The record is from RefSeq and is a predicted model, not a curated record. Gene Ontology annotation, biological process: 'de novo' IMP biosynthetic process.
CCUCACAGAAUCCAGCUUCUCCACUUCACGCGGUCGCAGCCCCAGCCUACUCAAGAUAAUGGCGGCUUCCGAGGUGGUGCUCCUUGGUCCAAAGCUCUAUGAGGGGAAAACAAAAGAAAUAUAUGAGCUGGUCCAUCACCCAGGGAAAGUGCUCCUGCAAUCCGAGGACCAGAUUACGGCAGGAAACGCAGCUAGGAAGAACCACCUGGAGGGCAAAGCUGCUAUUUUCAAUAAAAUCACCAGUUGUAUUUUUCAGUUGUUACAGGAUGCAGGUAUCAAAACUGCUUUUACCAAGACAUGGGGGGAAAUGGCUUUCAUUGCCCCCCAGUGUGAAAUGAUUCCCCUUGAGUGGGUAUGUAGAAGAAUAGCAACUGGUUCUUUUCUCAAAAGAAACCCUAGCUUCAAGGAAGGUUAUAAAUUUUACCCACCCAAAAUGGAGAUGUUUUUCAAGGAUGAUGCCAAUAAUGACGCACAGUGGUCUGGGGAGCAGCUAAUUGCUGCCAAAUUUUGCUUUGCUGGACUUGAGAUAGGUCAAACUGAAGUGGAUAUCAUGAGUCAUGCCACCCAGGCCAUUUUUGAAAUCCUGGAAAAGUCGUGGUUGCCCCAGGCCUGUACACUGGUUGGCAUGAAAAUUGAAUUUGGUGUUGAUAUAACCAAAGAAAUGAUUCUUGCUGAUGUUAUUGAUAACGAUUCCUGGAGACUCUGGCCAUCUGGAGAUCGAAGCCAACAGAAGGACAAACAGUCCUCUUGUGACCUCAAAGAAGUAACUCCUGAAGGGCUGAAGAUGGUCAAGAAAAAUUUUGAGUGGGUUGCAGAAAGAGUAGAGCUGCUUCUGAAAUCGCAAAGUCAGUGCAGGGUUGUGGUAUUGAUGGGCUCGACCUCUGAUCUCUGUCACUGCGAAAAAAUCAAGGAGGCUUGUGGAAAUUUUGGCAUCCCAUGUGAACUUCAAGUAACAUCUGCCCAUAAGGGCCCAGAUGAGACGAGGAUUAAAGGUGAGUAUGAAGGGGAUGGCAUUCCUACUGUCUUUGUGGCGGUAGCGGGCAGGAGCAGUGGUUUGGGACCAGUGCUGUCUGGUAACACUGCAUAUCCAGUGAUCAGCUGUCCUCCCCUCACACCAGACUGGGGGGCUCAGGAGGUGUGGUCUUCUCUUCGGCUACCCAGUGGUCUCGGCUGUUCGACUAUACUUUCUCCAGAAGCAUCAGCUCAGUUUGCUGCUCAGAUCUUUGGCUUGAACAAUCAUUUGGUAUGGGCCAAACUGCGAGGAAGCAUCUUAAAUACGUGGAUUUCCCUGAAGCAGGCUGACAAGAAAAUCAGAGAAUGCAGUUUAUGAGAACACUCUAGUGUUUAUUAUGAGAAAACUACAAGUUCCUAAUUUAGCUCCAGGAAAAAAUCAUGUCAGAUGGAAAAAUCCUAAGUUAGAGAAAAAUGAAAUGUAUUGAAUAAAUAGUUCUCCAGAUUC